This is a messenger RNA of Fomitiporia mediterranea MF3/22, 2472 nucleotides long. RefSeq names its product MFS general substrate transporter. Gene Ontology annotation, biological process: transmembrane transport. Gene Ontology annotation, molecular function: transmembrane transporter activity. The coding region runs from base 678 to 2105 and encodes 475 amino acids. Gene Ontology annotation, cellular component: fungal-type vacuole membrane. The record is from RefSeq and is a predicted model, not a curated record. The transcript has 16 exons. Lineage: Eukaryota; Fungi; Basidiomycota; Agaricomycetes; Hymenochaetales; Hymenochaetaceae.
AAAUGACGAGAACGGAAACAAUUACAUUUCAAGACACUAGCAAGCUAAUAUUUUCAUUAGUUUGCUCUAAAGCAAGACGUUCAUGCAAGCGCACCUCCGAAGGAUCGCCUUGCUACCAAUCAGAGCAGUACUAGUGACUACAUUGUGCUGGUACAUGGAGGGCGCUUGCAUGUGUCGUCACGAGGCUUUUCAAUAGAUCAACACGAUUUGAAUGGAAUCGCUGGGUAUGCAACCGUUAAGGCAAAUCGGCUUUGUCGGUCCUUACGGAUCUUAACAUGAGGUCACCAACUUACCGCGGUCCAGCCGGAACAACAUUUUCGACUUUCUUAUACUUCAGCUGCGACGCAGACAAUCGUGCCAUCCAGCAACUUUACUACGAAUCUGCUCUGUGUACGGUGAUCCACCUUGGUGCUUUGUUUUAAUAUUUACCGUAUUCGCGUGUUCGCCCAGUACAUUGUUUAAUCUUACACUGGAUUUCGCUGGGCCUAAAAAUCAGCCCUUGAACGCGUGUCAAGUUCCCUUUCUUUAGAAAGCGGUUCAGAGGUUGUCUUCAUUCACUUCUACCCUCCUACUUCUACUCUCUGCUCCAAAGGACGUUAUUAUCAGUCAUCUUCUAACAAGUAUCUAGCCCCCGUUCGACUGGUGGGUGGAGACGCUCAGGGUGCUUCGACGCAAUAAUGCAGAAGGAGGAAGUCUCUGACCCAGAAGACGGGUCUGUGUCGAUUCAAUACAUAGAAGGAGAAAUAAAUGUGAACACUACAUCUGGCAAUGCCAAUAGUAUUCAGACCCCUCGACAAAAUGAUGCAUCUUGGAGCGGUGGAAGGUUCUGGGCGUGGGCGACAGUGGUUUCUGCAUUCAUCAUCCAGUUCGCUGGAUUUGGCUAUGCCAAUGCGUUCGGAGUCUUUCAAGACUUCUAUGUACGUGAAUUUUUGACAUCAAGCUCGUCAUCGCAGAUUAGCUGGAUCGGCAGCACCCAAACCUUUUUUAUGUUGACCAUGGGUAUAUUCACCGGCCGCCUCUUUGACAAGGGUUACUGCUAUCAUCUUGUAUAUACUGGAACCAUCCUGCUUGUAUUCAGCCUAUUCAUGCUUUCUCUGGCGAGGCCAGAACAGUACUAUCAGGUGUUCCUCGCACAGGGGCUUGGUGUUGGAAUGGGUGCAGGUCUCUCGUACACACCCUCCCUUGCUGUCCUAGCACAGCACUUCCCCAGCCCACACGCCCGAGCCCGUGUAAUGGGCAUUGCAACAGCAGGUUCUUCACUUGGUGGGCUCACACAUCCAAUACUACUGAAUCAGCUAUUUCAUCACAACAACGACGGCGGUAUUGGUGAGACGCGGAAGGUAUUUGCUCGCGGCACUCGCGCAAGCGCUGGCCUCGUUGCGGGACUACUGCUUAUCGCCCUGCUAUUUCUGCGGACGAAAUACCCGAAUAAGGACGGCAUUGAAAUGACUGAUGAAGAUCGAGAAAAAGAAGGUCAUGAAAGAAAGCCGAUGAAACUCAAGCCAAUGGUUGUGAAGUUCGCAUCGGAUUGUCCUUACGUUUACUUUGUUAUCGGAAUGACAUUAUACGAGAUGGUAUUCUUCUUCCCAGCUUUUUACCUGCAACUCGAUGCCAUCAAGCGAGGCCUAGACCCUACCUUUGCUUUCUAUUCUCUAUCAAUCCUCAAUGGCGUCUCGUUCUUUGGUCGACUGGUCCCUGGCUUCUUUGCACGUCCGCUUGGCGUUGCCAACAUGUUUGUAUUUUCAACGGCAGGCGCGACUGUCCUCAUUUUCUGUAUGCUUGCUGUGCGGACUAUUCCCGGUGUUGCAACAUUCGCAGCGUUAUAUGGCUUCUUCUCGGGUGCAUUUAUUACUCUCAUGAGUCCAAUGCUUGUUCUACUAGCAGAGGGCCCAGCUGAAAUAGGAGCCCGAAUGGGCAUGUGCUUUGCAUUCACAGGGGUUGGAAGCUUGAUAGGAACACCGAUUGCAGGUGCACUACUCACAUCAAGGUUCCUCUGGUGGCGGCCCAUCAUCUUCAGUGGCAUCAUCUGCGUUUUCGGAUUUGCCUUGUUCAUGGCUUGUCGUAUAAUACUGGGAAGACGAAAAGGAUCCGCUUGGCUCGUCUAGGCCUUCGAAUAGUCUUACAAUAUGAACAGAUCAUGUACAUGAGUGAACGGCUCUUCGUUUCAAUCGGACAUGACACGGACCAUUGCCGCAAAAUGUGCGAUCCCGAAUUUGAAAUGUACCUACGUGCCUGUGCACAGCGUAUUGAGUCCGUCGAUAAGCAAGAACUUUUGCGUUUUGCCACCGAUGGGACGCAACAUCGCCACUUUAAUCCUUAUUCUUCUGACUGUCCUGCUUACUAGUACCAGUGGUCCCUCUUCACGGCACAAUUGUCUCAGUACACUUCUCAGAAACGUCGGUCCCAUGCAUGGAGUAGCAAUUAACCUGCUGUUUAUAAAGGAUAUCCCAAUUUUACUAAGCUUUUGUUACC